AUGCUGGUGCACCACCCUAUUCAUCAUGCCUUCUUCUUCUUCUUCAUCCUCCUUUUGUCCUUCCCAAAUUAUUCACAAUCUUUAACCACUCAUGAGGAUGAUGAAAGGGCUAUUUUACUUAUCCUAAAACAGCACUGGGGAUAUCCAUUUUCACUUGAGCAGUGGAACUCCACUUCCUCCCCAUGUGACUGGCCUGGAAUUUCAUGCAACUCCAAUCGAAGUGUCACACGGAUAUCUCACUCCCGAAUGUACACCGAAGGAUCAUUCCCGGACUCAACUAUUUUAUGCCAGCUCAACAACCUUGUUUCAAUCAAUUUCAGUUCCAAUAGUCUCUGGGGAACUAUACCAGCUAACCUCUCCACCUGCUCAAAGCUUGAAACCUUGGAUUUAUCCACAAAUUAUUUGAAAGGAAAAAUACCAGGUGAGUUGUUUUCCAUGAAAACCCUGCGUAGUUUAAAUCUUCGAAACAACAUGUUGUUCGGUGAGAUACCGACACCCAUGGUAGCUUAUAGUUUGGAGUCUCUUGAUCUGUCAUAUAACCUAUUAAAUGAAUCAAUACCAAAAGAUAUAGGAAAUUUAUAUAAUCUUAGCUACUUAGAUCUGUCCAUGAACUCUUUUAGUGGCUCAAUACCAUAUGAUAUAGGGAAUUUAUACAAUCUUGGCUACUUGGAUUUGUCUAUAAAUUCUUUAAGUGGUCCAAUUCCUAAUGCAUUGUUAGACUUGCAGCAACUGUCUCAUCUCUCACUUUCUUUUAACAAAUUGACUGGUGAAAUACCAAGCCAGUUGUUUUCCAUGAAAAAGCUACGUAGUUUAAAUCUUGGGCAGAACAUGUUGUCCGGUGAGAUACCGACACCCAGGGUGGUUUACAGUUUAUUGGAGUAUCUUGAUCUUUCAAGUAACCAUUUGAAUGGAUCAAUGCCAGAAGAUAUAGGAAAUUUAUACCACCUUAGCUCUUUAGAUUUGUCCAAUAAUUCUUUGAAUGGAUCAAUACCAGAUAAUAUAGGGAGUUUAUACAAUCUUGGCCACUUGGAUCUGUCCAAUAAUUCUUUUAGUGGCCCUAUACCUGCUAGAUUGCUCCGGCUGCAUAAUCUGCACUAUCUUUCACUGGCUUCUAACAAUUUGAGUGGUGAAAUACCUGUAAAACUGGAUUUAUUUAGUCUGACUCACAUAGACCUGUCAGAUAACCAAUUUUCUGGGGACAUAUGCAAAACUGUCAGCAAUAUAUGGGAUACACCGACACUGGAUACCCUUUGGAUUUGCUUGAACCACUUUUCUGGGAGAAUCCCUUAUGAGUUAGUCAAGGGAAAAUUUCCGUAUGAUAUAUGCUUUGAUAAGGUCAAUUUAUGUUCAUGUUUGAUAGAUAAGAAGGAACUGCCAAUAUGCCCUUCCCAAUGGUUGUCUGAUAUUAUGCCACUACACAUAAACUGCAGUUCCAAUAAGCCAAGUAAAUCAAAGAAAAUCAUCAUAACUUGUGUCGCGAUAGCAGCGCUACUCAUCAUUGGGUUAGGAAUUCUGAUACUGGUGUUCAGACCCAAGGGGGAAAGGAGGGAGGAAAACGAUGGAGAAGAAGAACAGACUAUGAUUCCAUUUCAAAGGUUGGAAUUCAGUGAAGGGGAAAUUUUGGGUGGUCUGACAGAUGAAAAUUUGAUUGGAAAUGGAGGGUCGGGGAAAGUAUAUAGAGUGACCACCACACAAGGCCAAAGUGUUGCUGUGAAAAGCAUACGGCAUGAACCAAGGCAAGGCCACAGGUUGCAGAAACAGUUCCUAGCAGAGGUUCAAAUCCUUGGGGGAAUCAGGCACUGCAACAUAGUGAAGCUCUUAUGCUGCAUCACUGGAAACAACACAAAGCUUCUUGUGUAUGAAUAUAUGGACAAACAAUGCCUUUACAGAUUGUUGCAUGGAAAGAAGAAAGGCUUAACAGUGGUUGAAACUUCUGCUCAAGUCUUGCACUGGGAGAGAAGGCUAAACAUUGCCAUUGGAGCUGCACAGGGGCUCAAAUAUAUGCAUCAUGAUUGCAGUCCACCUAUUCUUCAUAGAGAUAUCAAAUCCAGCAACAUACUUCUAGACUCCGAAUUCAAUGCUAAGAUUGCAGACUUCGGACUAGCAAAGAUACCAGCGAGUGAAGCAAAUCCAGAAACAGCUUCCGCCAUUGUGGGAACCUUUGGUUACAUUGCCCCAGAAUACUGCAGCACACUAAAAGUGAAUGUGAAGAGCGACAUCUACAGCUUUGGUGUAGUGCUCUUGGAAUUGGCAACUGGAAGAGAAGCCGUGACUCCAAAUGAGGACAUCAACCUGGCACAAUGGGCAUACAAACACCAACGAGAAGGAAACUCUGUUGCAGAUGUCCUGGAUGAAGAAAUCAAGGAUCCACAUUACCUGGAAGCAGCAACUAUCCUUUUCAAAUUAGGCCUCGCGUGUACUUUGAGUUCUCCUUCGAGCAGGCCAUCCAUGAAAUAUGUUUUGCAAAUUCUUCAAAGAUGCAACAAUGCUUUUGAGAGAGCUAUUCCGAAUGGGGCUACUGAAACUCAAAUCAACAGCCUCGCUUGCGUCUUCAAGCUCGUACGAUCAUGCCCUCAUCUCAAACCUCUUCUACACAUUGCUGCUGUGAAAACUCCGGGAGUAGGUGGUGGUCAUGUUCCACCUCCGGCACCGAUUCCGGCGACUGUACCACCUCCUCCGUCACCACCAAUUUCAGUAACUCAGUCUACACCAGCUGCUAUAGGCCAGAAAUCCUUAAAAAGUGUAUUGGAUGCGAUUGUCCUGAAUUGGUAUUACUCAGAGUUGGCAGCAAUUUGUUUAGUGGAGGGAGGGAGUAGUAAAGGAAAUGGUUUGGGCAACCGUGGGAGAAUUUCAAAAAAUAGGGUUUUUUAUUGUGACAUUGACUUUGACUCCAAGUCCACCCAAUUCAACAACGUAACUUUGUUGUUCACAUUAAGCAAUACAGUAAUAGAUGAGAGCAGCUGGAAGGGAAGAUCAAUUAUAUUGCUAUCCUAG
This is a messenger RNA of Ipomoea triloba (trilobed morning glory), 2994 nucleotides long. Its product is annotated as receptor-like protein kinase HSL1. Gene Ontology annotation, biological process: protein phosphorylation. Gene Ontology annotation, cellular component: plasma membrane. The coding region runs from base 1 to 2994 and encodes 997 amino acids. NCBI's taxonomy places the organism in Eukaryota, Viridiplantae, Streptophyta, Magnoliopsida, Solanales, Convolvulaceae. The record is from RefSeq and is a predicted model, not a curated record. Gene Ontology annotation, molecular function: protein binding; ATP binding; protein kinase activity. The transcript is spliced from 4 exons.